Messenger RNA from Penicillium robsamsonii, 288 nucleotides. RefSeq lists its product as uncharacterized. Lineage: Eukaryota; Fungi; Ascomycota; Eurotiomycetes; Eurotiales; Aspergillaceae. The transcript is spliced from 2 exons. The record is from RefSeq and is a predicted model, not a curated record. The coding region runs from base 1 to 288 and encodes 95 amino acids.
AUGGAGAAAGACCGUGUCCAGGAGGGCUCCGCUGAGAGCGAUGAGACUACCUCGAACGAGUUCAAUUUGCUGUUACAUGAGAUCACAGCCCGCUGCAAUCAACAGGCAAGGGAGAUCAACAAAUGGCUUUUUUACACCAAGAAUUUUAAACAGACUAUUGCCGAUACAUUGGAGAAGGAGAAACUCAAGAAACAAGGUGCUGAUAUCAAAGCUAUGAGAUGGCAACCUAGGACACCGAGAACACCCAGAAUACUGAGAACGCCGAGGGCAUUCCAAAUACCUAAUUAA